Messenger RNA from Penicillium pulvis, 1947 nucleotides. Its product is annotated as BOD1/SHG1 domain-containing protein. The transcript has 3 exons. The record is from RefSeq and is a predicted model, not a curated record. The annotation marks the transcript as partial. NCBI's taxonomy places the organism in Eukaryota, Fungi, Ascomycota, Eurotiomycetes, Eurotiales, Aspergillaceae.
AUGGCCGAUCCGGAGGCCAUGGAAGACGUGCAGCUGGGCGCCAAAAGGCCAGCGCUCGAUAUUGAGAGUCUCAAAUCAAAGAAAUUCAAAGCAGAUGAUCUGCCUUUAUCUUCGGCGCAGCAUGCGAGCAUCGAUAAACUCCUGCUUUCGUUCAAGAAGAAGGGUGGAUUCGACAGCAUUCGCAAGAAAAUCUGGGCCGACUUUAAUGAUGGAGAGUCGAAAACCAAGUUCACCGACGAGUUGUUUGCAUUGGCCGAGUCAGAAAUCGAGCGCGAGCCAGCCCUCCUUUCACGCGAGAGAGGAAAAGCUGCAACUCUGAUCGAGGGGGCCGUCGACCGAAGCGAUGUCUACAAGAACGCCGAAUUAUCCAUCGACACGCUAGCAUCCAACCAUUUGCAGUCCAUACUUGAUUCCGUGCGCGAGAUUCGUCGACAAGAAAUUGGCGACGAAGCAGCGACGAAAGAAGAGGAGGCUGGGAACAAAACGGAUGCAGACUACGAAGCCCAUGUGCGAGCCAAGCGAGAGGAACGGGAAAAGGUCUGGCGCGAGGAAAUGCGCAAGCAAAAAGAAAUCGACGACGAGCAAAAACGCAUCAGGGACGAGGAGCGCCGCAAAAAACGUGAAUUGGAACGGAAGAAGGAAGAAGAAGAAUUGGCGAGGAGGAAGGAGAUCGAUGACCAACGGCGAGCCGAGCGUGAGCGUGAGCGCGAAGAGCAAAGGGCUAUUGAUGACCGGGAGCGAGAGGAGAGACGCGAACGGCGGAGACGAGAGGAUCGGGACCGGUAUCGCGACUACGAUCGAUUUAACGAUUGGUCGCCAGCCUAUCGCUCUGAUCGUGGUGUGUCACGCACCGGGGAUACAAAACGAGAGAAGUCUGCCGUAUCGAAAGAUGCAACUCCUGCACCAGCUGGCCCUGUAGAUGAGGAGUCACUCGAGGAAGCUGCUUUGAAGCUGCUGCUGAAAGAGGGAGAGGAGCUUGCAGCUAAGGCGCGCCAAAAGCCAGAUUUUGACUUUGAAAAGGCCGAGGCCCUCGAGAGCGGACUGAAACCAGACAAUAAAAAUGGCGACUCAAAGUUGGGCAAUGCCUUGACCAGGACGACUAGCGCAUCGCGCGACUCCAGGCCCCGCGAUUCCAUAUCCGACCGAAGAGAUCGGACUCGACACCACACCCGAGACCGGAGCCGAAGCCGCUCUCGCCGACGCGGAUCUAGGUAUAGCCCUGACCGUCGUCGUGAUCGGUCUAGGGAUGCUUCAGUGAGAUCACGUGAUGAACGACGUGGCUUCCGUGAUUUCCGUGAUUCCCGCGAUGAUCGAAGCUAUCGACCAAGCCUUCGCACUCGUAGUCGAUCAGUAGCUAGGGAACGAGAUCGUGAUAGAGACAGACCUCGACCACGUUCUAAAUCCCGAGACCGAGACCCUGACCGCCGUCGCGACAGAAGCCGAGACCGUCUCCUUCACGCCGACGUUCACGUUCUCGAUCUCGAUCUCGUCAACGUGUUCCCCGAGAACCACGCUCUCGUUCUCGGUCUGCCGGCGCGCGACGAAGGUCACGAUCCCGACGUGCGUCACGCACUCGACGCCCUUCUCCCGCCAGACGGGCCUCUCCUACCAGAAAAGCCUCACCUUCACUUGAUAUCGACCGUUAUGUGCCGUCGACUAGCAACCGAAGCAAAUCACCCCGUCGUCGAGCCCGCUCCCCGGAUCGCGAACAAAGACCGCGACUUGGCGAAAUUGAUCGCUACGUUCCUGGCUCUGAGCGAGAGACUGGCAAAGAAAGAGAGAUCAAACCUGCAGCAGAGCCGAUUAAAGACACGGAUGACCGAAAUACUCGUCGGCGGAGUCGUAGUCGACGAAGAAGCCCAAGCCGACGUCGAAGUCGUUCUCGUCGACGAAGCCGUUCUCGCAGACGAAGCCGAGGAUAGCUACGAGGGAUAUAGGAGAAUCUUA